Molecule: messenger RNA, 1746 nt
Organism: Conger conger (European conger)
Lineage: Eukaryota; Metazoa; Chordata; Actinopteri; Anguilliformes; Congridae
Gene: ankrd16
Product: ankyrin repeat domain 16
Exons: 7
Coding region: 281-1582 (433 amino acids)
Molecular function (GO): protein binding
Source: RefSeq, a predicted model, not a curated record
UUAUUGCGUCGCAUUGCUGUAGCAAAUCAUUUUUAAACAACCAUUUCAGCUAUAAAAUAAAAUGAAGGACCCACUGAACGGUGUUUGCACGAUCUACGGGCCAAUAGGAGUUAUACCAGCGUUUUAUUGUUCGUAAUAUUUUAGGAUAAUAUCUCGGCUCAUUGGCUUCUAGGCUACUUAGGUGCUGAAGCAGGUGAGACAGCUCAGCCCACAGAUAACAGUUUCUGAACUCAAGUUUCUCACCAGCAAAACAAGGUUCCACGUGCUUCCUCACAGCAAAAUGAAUGAAGAAAGUGCGCUCAAACGACUGGUGAAACUGACCCAGGACGGUCAGCUGGACUCGAUCAAGAAGGAACUCGACGAGAACGAGGAGCUUGUGCACUCUAUCAAGAAAAAACAUUUUGGGAGAUCGGGCGACACGCUGCUCCAUUACGCGGCUCGACACGGACACUUGAGCGUCGUGAAGUUCCUUGUGGAAGACGUGGAGAUGGACGUGGAGCUGUACAACCACGAUUACAAGAGGGCUUUGCACGAAGCUGCGUCCAUGAGCCAGGAACAGUGCCUGUCUUACCUCAUCGCCAAAGGAGCCAAAAUAGACCCUUUGAAAAAGGCUGAUUGGACGCCUCUGAUGAUGGCGUGCACCAGGAGAAACGUGCCGGUCGUCAGCGAGCUCCUGGCCCACGGCGCCGACCCCGCGCUGAAGAACAAAGACGGCUGGACCUGCUUCCACAUCGCCUGCCGGGAGGGAGACCCCGCCGUGGUGCAGCGCCUCCUACAGGCCAGGCCGGACGCGUGGCGCACGGAGAGCAGGACCCAGAGGACCCCACUACACACAGCAGCGAUGCACGGCUGUGAAGACGUGGUCAGGAUCCUGCUGGAUCAAUGUGGUUACCAGCCCGACUGCAGGGACAGCUGUGGAGUCACUCCCUUCAUGGACGCGGUGCGGAGUGGACACAUCGCCGGGGCCAGACUGCUCCUCCACAGACACCAGGCCUCCCCACUUGCAGCAGAUUGCCUUGGAGGUCAGCCCCUGCACCAGGCCUCCCUGACCGCCCAGGACGGGGCGCUGCGCUUCCUGGUGAAGGACCUGGGCGUGGACGUGAACGCAAGAGCCACCGACAUGCAGCUGACAGCCCUGCACUACGCUGCCAAGGAAGGUCACGCAAGCACAAUCAAAACCCUCCUGGAAUUAGGAGCCAACCUUCAUGCAAGUGACCUAAAAGGAAGAACAGCCUUACACUCGGCGUGUGGGGGGCAGCAGGCUGAAGCGGUGCGGGCGCUCCUCCUCCUGGGGUUCAGGGACACGCCGGACGCCUCUGGGACGACGGCCGAACAGCUGGCCAGGAAACAGGACGUCCUGGCAGCCUUCCACCCCCAAACCUGCCCGGACACCAAUCCCCCAAAACCAGCCCAGGAUCCUGACAAUCCCCCCAAACCUGCCCGGGAUCCUGACACCAAUCCCCCAAAAUCAGCCCGGGAUCCUGACAAUCCCCCCAAACCAUCCCGGGAUCCUGACACAAUCCCCCCAAACAGGCCCGGGAUCCUGACACCUGAUCUUUACUCUGAAACUAUUCCAGCUUAACCUCCACAAUUAACAUUCAAGGAGCUGGGUGAGCAAUUGCUUACAUGUAAAUACUAAAGCAAGUAAUUUAAUAUCAUUAAUGGCUCUGGCCUCCAGUUUCAUAAGUUAUGAUGUUAUGAUUUGGAGUGUGUUCCAGUCCAUAUUCAUACAGGCAGUCCCCCCCC